Exophiala spinifera is the source of this 2358-nucleotide messenger RNA. RefSeq lists its product as uncharacterized. The record is from RefSeq and is a predicted model, not a curated record. Gene Ontology annotation, biological process: tRNA export from nucleus; protein phosphorylation. The coding region runs from base 1 to 2358 and encodes 785 amino acids. The transcript has 3 exons. Gene Ontology annotation, molecular function: ATP binding; protein kinase activity. NCBI's taxonomy places the organism in Eukaryota, Fungi, Ascomycota, Eurotiomycetes, Chaetothyriales, Herpotrichiellaceae. Gene Ontology annotation, cellular component: cytoplasm.
AUGGACUUUCUCAAAUCCGCCGUCGCCUCUGCAAUUGCAAUUUCCAGUUCCUUCCCAGUCACCAUCGGAGAUCGAAUUGACGCGGGAGAAUCGAUAUGGAGCUUGCAUAACGGCGUUAAGAAGGAUGACAACACUCCCUGCUGCCUCUUCACCUUUGACAUCAACAAAGACAAAGCACGGUUACCCCUAGCAAAGAAUGCUGCCCGAAAACUGAGAACAUUGAGGCAUCCUGGAGUCAUAAGAGUCAUAGAUGUGGUUGAGAAUGAGACGAAUAUCUACAUCAUCACAGAAAAGGUUACACCGUUGAGCUGGCAUAUAAAGCGCCAGAGUCUAAGCGAGGAGACCAUAAAAUGGGGAUUGUACAGCGUAUCCUCUACCCUGAAGUUUAUCAACAAUGACGCUUCUUCUGUUCACGGCGCGAUCCGCGUCUCAUCUGUGUAUACUAGUGAAAGCGGUGAGUGGAAGCUCGGCGGCUUCGAAUUGUUGAGUUCCAUGAACGAGGACGAUGCUGUCAUCUAUACAUAUGGAAGCCUGCUGCCAGACUCCAAUCGAUAUGCGCCUCCCGAAGUGGUUAAUGGCGGCUGGUCCGCAAUCAAAAGGAACCCUCUUGGAGCGCCAGACGCCUACGGCUUGGGUACCUUGGUCUUUGAAGCCUUCAACGGCAGCUUCAUGGGCAGUGAUCAGCUCGGCCAACCCCGACGUGUACCUGCCAGCAUGGUUCAAAGCUAUAGAAGGCUGGUCAAUGCAAACCCCAAGCUGAGACUACCGGCAAGCCAUUUUGUCGACCAGGGAAAGAAGACGGGAGGCUUCUUUCAGACCCCUCUCAUCCACAUCACAGAAGAGGCCGACAGCCUAGGGUUGAAGAGCGAAGAAGAAAGAGACCAAUUUCUUGCCGAACUUGACGAGCUUACAGAUGACUUUCCAGAGGAGUUUUUCAAAAUGAAGAUUCUGCCUGAGCUUCUGAAAUCGGUAGAAUUCGGUGGUGGAGGACCAGGUGUCUUUGGAGCAAUCAUGAAGAUUGGACUGAAAAUGUCGGAUGAAGAGUUUGAAUCCAGACUCGGCCCUCUGAUCAUUCGUCUUUUCAAUAGUCCGGAUCGUGCCAUGAGGGUGUGCCUACUGGACAACCUACCUCUGAUGAUCGACAGAAUAUCCCAGAAAGACGUCAACAACAAGAUAUGGCCUGCCAUGACGACUGGCUUCACCGAUACUGCGCCUGUUGUCAGAGAGCAAACAGUCAAGGCCGUUCUAUUGGUCAUUUCGAAAUUGUCUGACCGUAUCAUCAAUGGUGAUCUCUUGAGGUUCUUGGCCAAGACCGCGAAUGAUGAACAGCCUGGCAUCCGUACGAACACCACAAUCUGUCUAGGCAAGAUCGCGAGGAAUCUCGGGGGAAGUUCUAGAUCCAAAGUGCUUAUUGCAGCAUUCAGCCGAGCUCUGAGAGAUCCCUUCGUACACGCAAGAAACGCGGCUCUGAUGGCUCUGAAUGCCACAAUCGAUGUCUUCACCGACGACGAUUGUGCUACGAAGAUCCUUCCGGUCAUUUGUACGGUGCUGGUGGAUAAGGAGAAACUGAUUAGGGAUCAAGCGAACAGGACACUUGACAGCUACCUCCAUCGGGUACGAAAAUUCGCCUCUACAAUGCCAGACAGCGCCCUGCCGCCCGAAUCAGCUGCCGCCACGCAUACGCCAGCGGCCCCUGCCAGAAUGGGAAACCAAAAUGAUACAGGGUGGGCAGGAUGGGCGAUCUCGUCAUUCACGAACAAGAUAGCUGCUGCGCGAGGAGAGAUGGCUCCCACUGGCACGACAAAUGGAUCAGUGCCACAAACACAGUCGCUGCCAGCGUCCGGUCGGGCGACUCCAAGUGUAAACGUUGUACCUGAAAAACCGAUAUCUUCAUCUAGCCGGAUCCAGCCCGGGACGGCUAGAAGUUCUACCUCGCAGCCACCGGAGAUUGAAUAUGUGUUUGAGGAUGAUGCUACGGCUGCCUGGGGCACUAUGGACGAGGAAGGCGAUAACUUCUUCGAUGCAUCCUCUAAUCACUCGGCAAGGCCCCCAAGCCCUGGACCCGCAGCCGCUUUUGAUGAUGGAGGGGAGCCGGAUUUCGCAGGGUGGUUGGCCGCACAGUCGAAAGCUAAAUCCAAGAAGCAGUUGCCCAAGGGUCUGACCAAGACGACAGCCACUGGUGGAGGAGCCCUGGGCGUUCGACCAACAGGACCUCCAAGAGCUGCAUCGGCUGGCGUCACCGUCACUUCCAAAAGACCAGCAGCCCCUGCCGUUGCGAAGAAAGAGGCGAAGAAGGAAGUCCCAAAACCGAAGGAACCGGAUCUGAAUGAUGACGACUGGGGUGCUGACUGGGAAUGA